AAUGUUGAACUAUUCUGUGUUUGCAGGAUGUUCAUCUUUGACAAGAUUGAGGGCAACGACAGCUCCUUCCUGGAAUUUGAGAUUACAGGAUCAACAUACGAGCCCAUUGGUGAUGUCUUCCUGAAGGGACAGAAGGUAAAGGGAUCUGACUACGAGACCCUGCACGAACUGGGAACUGUUUGCAUCAUGUGCAAUGACUCUGCUAUUGACUUCAACGAAUUCAAGCAGGCUUUUGAGAAGGUAGGAGAGGCCACUGAGACUGCGCUCAUUGUGCUCGCUGAGAAACUGAACCCCUUCAGCGUACCCAAGACCGGACUGGACCGCCGUACUUCUGCCAUCGUCGUGCGACAGGACAUCGAGACCAAGUGGAAGAAGGAGUUCACCUUGGAGUUCUCCCGAGACAGGAAAUCCAUGUCCACCUACUGCGUGCCACUCAAGCCCUCUAAGCUCGGCUCCGGACCCAAGCUGUUCGUCAAGGGUGCCCCCGAAGGUGUGCUGGAGAGGUGUACUCACGCUCGUAUCGGAAACACCAAGGUGCCUCUGACUGCUGCGCUCAAGAACAAGAUCCUCGCUCUGACCGGUCAGUACGGUACUGGCAGGGACACUCUGAGGUGUCUGGCUCUCGCCACCUGUGACAGCCCCAUGAAGCCUGAUGAGAUGGACCUUGGAGAUUCCACCAAGUUCUACACUUAUGAAGUUAACCUGACCUUCGUCGGAGUCGUGGGAAUGUUGGACCCCCCUCGCAAGGAAGUCUUUGACUCCAUUGUCCGCUGCCGUGCUGCUGGUAUCCGUGUCAUUGUAAUCACUGGAGACAACAAGGCCACUGCUGAGGCCAUCUGCAGACGUAUUGGAGUGUUCGGAGAGGAUGAGGACACGACCGGCAAGUCCUAUUCCGGCCGAGAGUUUGACGAUCUGCCCAUCUCCGAGCAGAAGGCUGCGUGUGCGAGGUCACGUCUCUUCUCCCGUGUGGAGCCUGCCCACAAGUCCAAGAUUGUUGAGUACCUGCAGUCCAUGAAUGAGAUCUCUGCCAUGACUGGUGAUGGUGUGAAUGACGCUCCCGCCCUGAAGAAGGCCGAGAUCGGUAUUGCCAUGGGAUCCGGCACAGCUGUCGCCAAGUCUGCCGCUGAGAUGGUGUUGGCUGACGACAACUUCUCAUCCAUUGUAGCUGCCGUAGAGGAAGGACGAGCCAUCUACAACAACAUGAAACAGUUUAUCCGCUACCUGAUCUCUUCCAACAUUGGUGAAGUCGUCAGUAUUUUUCUGACUGCCGCCCUCGGUCUUCCUGAGGCUCUGAUCCCCGUACAGCUGUUGUGGGUCAACCUGGUCACUGACGGUCUUCCCGCCACCGCUCUUGGCUUCAACCCCCCUGAUCUGGACAUCAUGGAGAAGCCUCCCCGAAAGGCUGACGAAGGCUUGAUCUCCGGUUGGCUGUUCUUCCGCUACAUGGCUAUUGGAGGCUACGUCGGCGCUGCCACUGUCGGUGCUGCCACCUGGUGGUUCAUGUACAGUCCCGAGGGACCACAGAUGACCUACUGGCAACUGACUCACCAUCUGUCCUGCAUCGGAGAAAACCCCGACUUUGCUGGCAUCGACUGCAAGAUCUUCCACGACCCCCACCCCAUGACCAUGGCUCUGUCUGUGCUGGUCACCAUCGAGAUGUUGAACGCCAUGAACAGCUUAUCUGAGAACCAAUCUCUGGUCGCGAUGCCGCCAUGGUGCAACCUGUGGCUGGUGGGUGCCAUGGUGCUCUCCUUCACCCUCCACUUUGUCAUCCUCUACGUCGAGAUCCUCUCUACUGUGUUCCAAGUGUGCCCGCUCACUGGAGACGAGUGGCUCACAGUGAUGAAGUUCUCACUUCCCGUCGUGCUACUUGACGAAACGCUCAAGUUUGUCGCGCGCAAGUUCACAGAUGUGGCCCCCGAGGUUAAGAAGACGUAUUGAACACUGAACAACAAAAAAGGAGAGUCUGGCUUCCAGUAGAGUAAAUUUGUGAAAUUAAUUUUAUAAACUCGUUAAAUUUUUGUAAAAUAAAGUGAUAGACUGUCAGAAGGGUCGUAGUGGCGGAGAUGAUUAGUGCUGUGCAGCCUUCACUCAAGACAAAGCAUUUAAGCAGCAGGCUGCUAAGUGUUUAAAUCAUUUCCGAGUUUUCUCACAUUUCAGUUUUAUCAGGUUGGCAGUCCCGGUUCCCCCACUAACUGCACUCCUUAAUUCCGCUUUCUUGUACAUAAUUCUGUCUUGUUCUACGCUUUCAUCACUGUAUAGAAUAGAAGCGCCGGUGUCAGUUUUGUAUAAAUAUAGUUAGGGAUACGAGCCGAGUACAACUAACAACAUUGUAUACGUAUUUUUCAGACCCUUUUCUUGUGUAAAAAUGUAUUUUUAUGAGUAAUUGUAACGUACGAUCAACUGACCAAUCCACAAACGACGGACGUGUGAGGGCGGCAUCCUUUCAUUCCUUACUAGGACCGUGCCAUACCUGCUGUACAGUAUUGGGUCUUCUCGUUGUUAUUGGGUGUUUUGUAAAGAAACAACUUUGUCAAAUAUUUUAAGGAAUAAAGUCUUUGAACUGGUUA
Molecule: messenger RNA, 2570 nt
Organism: Homalodisca vitripennis (glassy-winged sharpshooter)
Lineage: Eukaryota; Metazoa; Arthropoda; Insecta; Hemiptera; Cicadellidae
Product: calcium-transporting ATPase sarcoplasmic/endoplasmic reticulum type
Exons: 11
Coding region: 28-1941 (637 amino acids)
Biological process (GO): calcium ion transmembrane transport; intracellular calcium ion homeostasis
Cellular component (GO): membrane
Molecular function (GO): P-type calcium transporter activity; ATP binding; ATP hydrolysis activity
Source: RefSeq, a predicted model, not a curated record